GGGAUUGAGGAUCAAGUUAACGGAUGAAGUUACCACAGUGAGAAGAAAGCGGAAGAGUUAGGACAGAGGACGGGCGGAGAGGCCAAGGGAGCAUGGACAGUGGAUCGAGGCUUUCUGUUCGCCAUCAAAGCUUCCGCCAAUGAGUCUGCGGCCUUCUCAUUGAAGAGCGCCCGACGGAGCGUGGAGCGUGACAGAGCCCCGAGAAAUCAUCUGUCGGUGUUUGUGCUUCGCUUCGCUGCUCGAUUUGCAAUUUGCGAGUAAUCUGUCUGUCAACAUGGCGACCACGGCCACCGUGAGUGCAAUGCUUUCGGCAUCCGCUUGUAAUCUGCUCCAUAGACGAGGUCUUGAGUCUUCGAGCUCUUCUCAGAUAUCUUUGGCGGGAAUUCCAAGCGGUCGAUCACUGGCAACCCGUGUUAAUGGGAGGGUUGUUCCUCAAUAUGGACAGCAGUAUCCCAAACGCGGUCUAGUCGUCUAUGCUGACUACAAUGGCCGAAGAGGAGGUGGUGCAGGUGAUUUCGUUGCUGGAUUCUUGCUUGGGGGUGCAUUGUUUGGAGCUAUCGGUUAUUUGAUUGCACCAACGGUGAACAAAACCCUCGCAGCAGCAGCGGCAGCCGAGAAGGAAAAAGAGGAUGUGGAGGAUGAAGGCCCACCAAAGAAGCUCCCCAAGUAUUUGGAAGACGACGAGGGACUUGAGGUACGCACUCAGAGUGAUCCGCACUUUACGAAGCUUCUAACGUCUGUGGAAGACGAUGAGGGACUCGAGAAGACAAGGAAAAGUCUCAAUGAGAAGAUCGCUCAGCUCAAUGCCGCAAUCGACGACGUGUCUGCCCAGCUAAGAGCAGAGGAGGGGGCAUUCAGCAAUGUCAAUGAUUCUGCUGUGGAACUUGAAUCGGCUGCUUGAUUCUACCAAUGUGAGAUUAUCUUAUAGCUGUCAACCCACCAGAACUGGGAAGUAGUAGGACUUAAUUCAUGGUCAUAAGAGUUAACCGGGUUGCACCUUUGCAAUAUCGUUAGUGAAAAAGUCAGUCUGCCCCUGUCCCUUAUAUGUCUUGGAAGUUUCUUACUUGUAAUCACAGUCUCGGGUCCUCCCUGCCGACACGUUGACCGCAAAUGUCUGCGAAGCAUUUUGGCAAUGUGUACUGCAUCGAAAACUAGUUUAGGUAGCCUUGACGUAUUGUCUAUCAGGAAGCACCUGAGAUGGCUACGGAGUUUGUACUCCUGAAACUCCAUCAUUAUAGCAAAGAGAACUGCACGUGGGAUCCCGUAGAGCUUUUUGUAAAAAUCAGGCCAUUCAGCUUGAGCCAUACAAAUUUCAAGUGGGAGGCGAAGUUCAACUCUCUGCUAUGCCGCCCGGAUGCAUGCUGCUGGACGAGUUUGGGAGUAACUGCAGCUUAGUGCCAGGCUCAAAUGUCCACAGAUUCGGUUCAUAACAUUUCGUAUGCUCUCUGUAGAAAAUUGCGGUUACUCUCCCUUUCAGACGACUAUUUUGGGCUUCAUCGCGGUUGCUAUGUUGAUUCAGAGUUGCUACAAGGUUGCCUAUGCGCCAAUCAUAGUUCCGUGCUUGAAUGGAAAUCAGAAAUUACGCCAAAUACUUUGUUCGCAGCC
This is a messenger RNA of Marchantia polymorpha subsp. ruderalis, 1605 nucleotides long. NCBI's taxonomy places the organism in Eukaryota, Viridiplantae, Streptophyta, Marchantiopsida, Marchantiales, Marchantiaceae. The record is from the annotation of a GenBank genome assembly.